AACAUCUUGGUUUAUUGGUCCGUGGCCACGGGUAGGUGGAACGUAACUUCCGGUAUUUUGGCAAAUCUAGAAAAGCAAGCAUGGGCAUCAACUUGGGAGACGAAUUUCCAAAUUUCAAGGCUGAGACAAGUCAAGGUGAUAUCCAAUUUCACGACUGGAUUGGAGAUAGUUGGACAAUUCUUUUUUCCCAUCCUGCAGAUUAUACCCCUGUUUGUACAACUGAACUUGGAGCAGUGAUAAAGCUUGUUCCCGAGUUUAAGAAAAGAAAUGUCAAACUGAUUGCUCUAUCAUGUGACUCAGUGGAAGAUCAUCUUGGAUGGUCUAAGGAUAUCCAGAGCUACCAAAAAUGUGGUGGUGACUUUCCCUACCCUAUCAUUGCUGACAAGGAGAGAAAGUUAGCAGUACAGCUUGGUAUGUUAGAUCCAGUAGAGAAAGACAAGGCUGGAUUACCACUCACAUGUAGAGCUUAUUUCAUCAUUGGACCUGACAAGAAGUUGAAGCUGUCUGCUUUGUACCCAGCUACUACUGGUCGUAACUUUGAUGAGAUACUAAGAGUUAUCGAUUCUCUACAGUUAACAGCUACCAAGAAAGUGGCAACACCAGCAAAUUGGCAGCAAGGAGGAGAAUGCAUGGUUAUCCCAAGUGUUACACCAGAAGAAGCUGCAAAACUUUUUCCAAAACAUAGAGUGCAGGAUGUGCCAUCUGGGAAAAGUUACCUUAGAUUUACACCUCAGCCAUAAUGAGUGUGUACAAAGAUCACAUAUAUAACUUGCAAAUGACAGUUUUUUUAUAUCAAAAUUAUUGUUUAUUUCAUUUAAUUACUAGAGGAUCUUUUAAGUGGUAACUAAAAUAGCCUUCUAGUAUUGUAAAGGGUUAUAUUUAUUUGUUUAAAUGUAUAAGAAAACUUUUUCUCUAUUCAAAGUUUUUUUUUCAAUACAUUUAAGAAGGAAAAGUUAAAUAUAUUAAAUUUUGUUUAAAAAAAAGGGCAAUAUUUUUUUUUGAAUGUUUUAUGCGUUUGAUUAUUUUAGAUAUUUUUUUCAGCCUUGGAACUUUUUAUUUCACUGGUUGUUAAGACAGCAUUGCAAAAAGGGUGUGGAAUGUUGAUGGCUAUUGUUGAAAUACUAACAUUACUAUAAGUGCUAUUACUGUGCCGUGUAUAAUGAAUUCUACAUCAUGUUUAUGAUAACAAUUAUAUUUAAUAAUAAAAAGAAAUAAAAUAUAUCAGUUUGUCUAUUCUGAUAUCAGUUUAUUCA
This is a messenger RNA of Mytilus californianus (California mussel), 1253 nucleotides long. Its product is annotated as peroxiredoxin-6-like. Gene Ontology annotation, biological process: cell redox homeostasis; cellular oxidant detoxification. Bases 81 to 740 code for a protein of 219 amino acids. Lineage: Eukaryota; Metazoa; Mollusca; Bivalvia; Mytilida; Mytilidae. Gene Ontology annotation, molecular function: peroxiredoxin activity. The record is from RefSeq and is a predicted model, not a curated record. Gene Ontology annotation, cellular component: mitochondrion; cytosol. The transcript is spliced from 6 exons.